AUGGUUGGAACUCAACAAUUUCAAAAUGAUCUGAAUUAUCAAGAAUUAAUUUCAAGAACGAAUAUAUAUUACUUAAAUCCAAUAUCAAAUAAUCAACCACGACAAAUUCCAAUAUCAAACAUUGACAAUGGAUUUUCAUUAAAAAGUGAAGAUAUUAAAAUAAUAAUUCAUGGAUGGAAAGCAAAUCCAAAUCAUGUUUCUAUAGCACCAUUAAAAUAUGCAUAUUUAGCAAAAGGACAUAAUGGCAUAUUUAUUGCGGAUUGGAAAGAUAUUGGAAGAAUUACAUAUCGUGAAAUUAAGUUUGUUAUUGAACCUCUUUCUAAAAGAUUAGCAGAUCUUUUAGAUAAAUUUAUUCGCAAAAAUAAUAUUUCUGCUGACAAAAUUCAUAUAAUAGGGCAUAGUUUAGGAGCACAUAUCGCAGGUAAAAUUGGAGAAUAUUUUAAUGGAACAAUAGGACGAAUUACAGGACUUGAUCCAGGGAAAUUUUUUCAAAGAAUAAUUGGAGAUGGUUUAGAAUCUAAACAUGCUAAAUUUGUAGAUAUUAUUCAUACAGCAACACCAGGUUUUUCAACAUUACAACAGCAAGGUCAUGUUGAUUUCUAUCCAAAUUUUGGAAAAAUUCCACAACCAGGAUGUGCAAAAUUUGGUUUAUUUAUAGCUGCAUUAUGUAGUCAUUCAAGAGCAACAUUGCUUUAUGCUGAAAGUAUACAACUUCCUCAAAAUUUUCCAUCAUAUUCUUGUUCUUUACAAAAUAUUAUAAACCAAGAUUGUAUUCUAAAGAAUGAUGAAGAUAUGAUAAAAAUGGGAGAAAAUCUUUCGAAUAGCACAAGAGGGUCAUAUUUUCUGCGUACUAAUGAUGCAAGUCCAUUUGGUCUUGGAACUUUCUCAUCUACAUAUUUGAAAUAUAAUUUUUAAUUAGAGAAUGAAUAAAGAAUGCAAUGAAAUCAAUAA
This is a messenger RNA of Condylostylus longicornis, 951 nucleotides long. Its product is annotated as pancreatic triacylglycerol lipase-like. Gene Ontology annotation, molecular function: lipase activity. The record is from RefSeq and is a predicted model, not a curated record. The coding region runs from base 1 to 915 and encodes 304 amino acids. NCBI's taxonomy places the organism in Eukaryota, Metazoa, Arthropoda, Insecta, Diptera, Dolichopodidae. The transcript is spliced from 7 exons.